This is a messenger RNA of Solanum pennellii, 1620 nucleotides long. Its product is annotated as F-box protein At1g10780. NCBI's taxonomy places the organism in Eukaryota, Viridiplantae, Streptophyta, Magnoliopsida, Solanales, Solanaceae. Bases 98 to 1348 code for a protein of 416 amino acids. Gene Ontology annotation, molecular function: protein binding. The transcript is spliced from 4 exons. The record is from RefSeq and is a predicted model, not a curated record.
AUCUCUCUAUAUCUCUUUCUCUCUCUAAAAUAAGCUUGAAUCUGAGCAUCUUCUACAUCGAUGAAGGGAUAGAGCUCGGCUGGAUUCUUCAUCAAAAAUGGACUUUUUGCCAGAUGCCAUUGUCACGUGCAUCUUAGUCUAUGUAACGAACGCAAAAGAUGUGGCUUCUGCUUCUUGUGUAUCAAAGAGAUGGAAGGAGUCAAUUCCUUAUCUGAACAAGCUUGUCUUCCCUCGUAACAUUUUUGAUGAUGUUAAGAGGUUCUCUCCUGAUGAAAUUAUUGAGCAAAUGGUUUCAUCAAUUAAUAAACUGGAAGAACUUGUUGUAUACUGUCCUUUUAGUGGUUCUUGCCUAGCGUCAUGGCUUUCAAUGGCAGGACAUUCUCUACAGAAGCUUGAACUAAAGAUGGAUGACAACCUUAUUGAUUUGAAUUCUUGCUCCAGGAAGUUGGAUAGUAUCGGAGCAGCAACGAAUUUGGAGUCAUUGAAACUUUGGGGUGUGAAUAUGACUCGUGGCCCAAAAUGGCACACUUUCCAUAAGCUUAAAAAUCUUGAAAUAGUUGGUGCAGUAACAGAUGACUCUAACCUCCAUGCUGCAUUAGGGGCUUGCCCCAAUUUGAGUAACCUGUUGCUCCUUGGUUGUGAAGGAGCGACAGAUGUCUUUAUUGAGCUUCCUCAUCUGGAGAAAUGCAAACUUGAUUUCAAUGGCUUAGGUAAUUGCUCCCUUACUGUCAAUUCUCGAAAUCUUCAACAUUUGGAAGUGCAAGGCUUUAGUGGGAUCAGAGUCCUUGAGACUCAAUUUCUCAGAGACCUUAUCAUUGCUAAUACUGCAGGACGGGUUAGUGCUCUUGAUUUUGGAAAGCUUGUGGCACUUGAGUCAUUGGAGAUGAGAGGAGUUCAAUGGUGUUGGCAUGCUAUACACUAUAUGCUUCAAUUGGCAAGUGAAGUCAAGCAUCUCCUCAUGAAGGUGGAAUUCACUGGGGAUUUUGAUGCUCUUCAGCCAUUUCCUGAGAUUGAUAUUGUUGAUUUCUUUAACAGUCAUCCCAAGCUAACAAAAUUUGAAAUCCAUGGUGCCAUGUUUGCUGCUCUUUGCCAGAGAAACAGUUUGAGAAAUGUUGACUCCAGAUUUAUGAUCCCUUGCCUUGAGGAGGUUGUAGUCACCGUGAGGUCGCCACUGAAUGCUGAACAAAAGAUGAGUACUCUAGAGUCUCUAAUCAACUAUGGAAAGAAACUGAGGAAGAUGAGAAUAAGAAUUCUUCAGAUGAAGAGCAGCCAUAGCAGUACAGAUGAUUUUUUUGAGGAUAUUUGCAAAUUCACUCACAGUCAUCGCAGGAUUGUUUCAAUUGAAUAGAAAAGAGUAGCCCAGUGCACAAGGCAUCCCGCGUUAGCAGGGUCCUCGGAAGGGCCGCACCCCAUUUUUUCGAUUGAAUAACGAUUGGAUAUUUCCUUGUUCUCUUUAAUUUUAAUAGGAACAUACUUGGACCAUUCACGUCAUAGUUCCUAGACAUUUUUACUUUGAUUUAUGUACCUUUGAAUUUUAUAGCUAGACUUGGAGCUCAGAUGUUUUAAACUCAUGAGUACUUUGAGGAAAUCAUAAAUGAAUUUCUUUGGUUUUAGAUGAAA